Molecule: messenger RNA, 1171 nt
Organism: Oncorhynchus mykiss (rainbow trout)
Lineage: Eukaryota; Metazoa; Chordata; Actinopteri; Salmoniformes; Salmonidae
Gene: st3gal-i
Product: alpha2,3-sialyltransferase
Biological process (GO): sialylation
Cellular component (GO): membrane
Molecular function (GO): beta-galactoside (CMP) alpha-2,3-sialyltransferase activity
Source: RefSeq, marked provisional
UGGAAGUCCGAGAGUUCCGACUUCCCAGAUCCUUGAUGGUUUGAAACCAGCAUUAUUAGGGGUGUUUUCACAUAUUCAUUAUUGAUCUCUUCACAGGUGGUGAGGAUUCUAUACCACCUACGAAAUGAUUAGGAGCUUCAGGAUUAGAAAAUGCCUUCUAACCACUGUUCUAAUAUGCAUCACUACCAUCAUUGUGUUUUAUUCUGGACAGCAAUCCUCCAAUUCAUUUGUGGAUUUUAUAAGAAAUGCCCUUCGGCCGCUGGACGGAAUCUUCUCUCCACCGCCGGACAACGACCCAUGGUUUCAGAAGCGCUUCAUCAGAUCUAUCAAACCAUUUCUGACGAGAGAGAACAAGAAACUAUCCGAUGAUGCCAGAACGUGGUGGCGGGAAAUCCAGAAUGACAGUAGCACAGCCAAAUUCAGCGACGUGGUGGAGAAGUUGUUCCAGGUCAUCCCUGAUGCUGACCUCCACAUGGACGCGGGCCGUGAGCGCCAUGGAAGCUGUGCUGUGGUGGGGAACUCUGGGAACCUCAAGGGUUCCUACUACGGAGCCCUCAUAGACUCCAGUGACGUCGUCAUAAGAAUGAACAAGGCUCCUACCUCUGGCUAUGAGGAGGAUGUUGGGACACGGACCACGUAUCACGUCAUGUACCCAGAGAGUGCAAUAGAUCUGGACAAAGCCACUAGGUUCCUGUUGAUCCCUUUCAAGACUCUGGACCUUCAGUGGCUACCAGGCGCCAUGACCACUGGGUCUAACAUCACUUUGUCAUAUUUACCACUUAGACAGAAGAUAAAGGCCAACAAAGAUUUGGUAUUGGUUCUGAAUCCUGUGUUCAUGAAAUAUGUUCAUGAAACCUGGCUUGACUAUCAGGGCAAAUACCCCUCUACUGGAUUCAUGGCUUUGAUAUUAUCCCUACACAUCUGUGACAAGGUGAAUGUGUAUGGAUUUGGGAAAGACAAAGCUGGGAACUGGCACCACUACUGGGAAACCUUAGUGGAUAAAAAUCUCCAAACUGGAAUACACGAUGGAAACUACGAGUACAACGUCACCAUGAGGCUCUCGGAAAUACACAAACUACAGCUAUUUAAGGGAUUUAGUUUAUAAUUCAUAAUGUCCCUUACAGCUGUAUAUACACUAUAAAGAGCUUUUUAUUAAAGCGGAUUAAUCAAA